Molecule: messenger RNA, 1191 nt
Organism: Exophiala viscosa
Lineage: Eukaryota; Fungi; Ascomycota; Eurotiomycetes; Chaetothyriales; Herpotrichiellaceae
Exons: 3
Coding region: 1-1191 (396 amino acids)
Source: RefSeq, a predicted model, not a curated record
AUGGAAGAAGCUGGUGCUCCUCCCGCGCCUCGCGAAGACCGUGGUCCUCGCAUUCCCCCAGCUAAACUAGCAACUAUCAAGCCCGACCCAACCAUCUCCAUCUUCUACAAGCCUAUCAAGUCUGCGCCGUCACAGCUCGUGGACGGCAAAUUCCCUCGAGAUGCGGCCAUGAUCUUCUGUGACCGUAUCCGCCACGACCUCAUGGACUACAACAGCAAAUCUUUCACCAUCACAGGCGGCGAUUUGACUGCCCACAAGGAAACCUUGGCUUGGAUCAAAGAAUGCAUCGCUGAACAGAGCACCGUCAAAUACAAGGAACUUGAUGACAGCGUCCCUGCGCUCUUCAAGUCUUACGCCAACAUCAUCGUCACAGCGACAUACCUCGGCAUACCUGGACGCGACCUUGGUGAUGGCCUCCUCAAGCGCAUGCAAGGCAUUGCCCGCAAAGUGCUCAUGACCUGGGACGAAGUUGAAUGGUUCUACAAGUCCCCGACCCUAGAUACCUGCAGCACUUCACUCCGCGAAGUCGCCGCCGCCAGUGUUUUCUGGGGAUGGUGGACUGCCAAGCUCGACGAAGAAGAGACCCCUGAAGACAUGAUAUUCCUUGACGUCUUGAGACAAGAGAUCCCCAAGCUUGACCGUGACCUGCACGACUGGUGUGAGCGAAACGAGCAGGAAGUGCGUAAGAAAUGGGAGGAAAAGAAGAAAGCGAAAGAAGCAGAGGCAUUUGGAAAUACUGGGGACUUUUCGUCCGGUGGUGGUGGAGGCGGGUGGGACAACGCCGCACCAGCUACCACAGGCGGUGGUGACUGGGACAAUGCUGCUGCUCCUGCUCCUGCUGGUGGAAAUGACUGGGAGAAUAGUGCUCCUACUACUGCCGCUGUUGGUGGUUGGGACAACGCUGCUCAGAGUGUCAGUGCCGGGGGCGGCUGGGAUGCAGACCCUCCCCGUUCGGACGAAAACAAGCCCUUCGGCUUCGACUCUGGUAUCGUGCUCGAUAGAGACGCAACAACUCCAGUUGAUCACAAGGACGAAAAUGCUUUCAACGGCUUCAAUCCACCACCAGGAGGAUACGGAGCUGCUGCUCACGACGAGUUCGAUUCUGCAGAGGGCGGCCAUGGCGGAGACUGGGCUGACGAAGUCAUCAAUCAAGAUGAGCAGCAGAUUGAGCGUCACAAUCAGUCCUGGUAA